Physcomitrium patens is the source of this 800-nucleotide messenger RNA. RefSeq lists its product as uncharacterized. Gene Ontology annotation, molecular function: fatty acid binding. NCBI's taxonomy places the organism in Eukaryota, Viridiplantae, Streptophyta, Bryopsida, Funariales, Funariaceae. Gene Ontology annotation, biological process: systemic acquired resistance. The record is from RefSeq and is a predicted model, not a curated record.
UAUAAGCCACUAUCCCUCCUUUGCUAAGAUCCAACACUACAGCUGGGUUUCCUGAUCUCUUCGUUGCAGCAGAGCUCCAAUCGUUUUUCUGUUGCUUAUCAAGCUAGUUUUCUGACUUUUUUCCAUUUGUGGACAAUGGCGAUGAAAACGAGCUCUGCAGUUACAGUGCUAGUAUUGGUCUUCCUAUGCCUUAGCUCCAUGCUCCAUGAAACCGAGGCUGCCUGCGCCGCGACCACCAGUCUGCUAGCCUGCUUGCCGGCGACGCAAUCGGACAUCAUGCCUUCCGCAACUUGCUGCACGCAACUCUCGAGCUACGUGGCCAACAACGGCCAGGAUUGCCUGUGCUCUGCAUCCACGAGCAACACCGCGCGUUCCGAUCUCGCCCUGAAACUUCCCCAGAAAUGCAACCUCAAGUUCAAGGCUGGAACCACUUGCAAUGGCAGAGUUAUUCCAGGAGGCCAGUGAUCGUCUCCGUGAGGGAGAACGUCGCCAGGAGCAGACUGGGACGCAAGAUCAGCGCUCAGAACUGGUUAGAUCCUCAGUUUCAGGGAGUGAUUAGAGUCACGUGAGACGUGGGAGUAAAUAGAUUGGCAGACACCGGAGGGAAUGUUUACUAGGACGGAAUAUAUUCACAAUGCGAGUUGAGGUUUUAAUAGAUACAACCUCCUCAUCUCGGUAAGUUUCACUUGGGAGGGAUGAGCAUAAUCGGGCGCCGACCCGUUCUGUUCCUCUGAGAUCACUUUCCGCAUACAAUACUAAGCUUGUUAACUAAUUUCAGCCCUGCGACCCUUUGAUGCCUA